Messenger RNA from Didymosphaeria variabile, 1560 nucleotides. RefSeq lists its product as uncharacterized. The record is from RefSeq and is a predicted model, not a curated record. The transcript is spliced from 2 exons. Bases 1 to 1560 code for a protein of 519 amino acids. NCBI's taxonomy places the organism in Eukaryota, Fungi, Ascomycota, Dothideomycetes, Pleosporales, Didymosphaeriaceae.
AUGGCGCCUUCAUUCUCGGCUCUUCCGGAGGAACUUAUCACCUCUGUUAUUUCACACGUCGAGGAUGCUGGGGAUCUGUUCAAUUUGGCUCUUGCUACGAAACAGCUUAAUCGCAUUUCAACGGCUCACUUGUACCAUCGCAUCGCACUGGAGGUUGAUGAAGAUCGCCGCGCACUGGAGUUUGGUGAAGAGCGUAGCGAAUACCGCAGCAACCAGGAGAGGCUCUAUUCUCUGGUCAUAUCGUUACUAGGACACCCGGAACAUGCAGCGCAGGUCCAGCAUCUGCACAUCCGCGGUCUAUGGCCGGACCCGAACAGAUGGAGGGACCGAAAAAAGAAACAUAUGGGCGCGUUGCAUCCACUUUUAGACGAGCGAAUCAAGUCAUUUAAAGGAAUUCCAAUAACGGUCGGUGACAACACGUACGGCUGGGACACUGUGGAGGCAUUCAUUGUCGUCCUGUUCCAUCUCGUACCCAAUCUUCGCACCCUGAAUACUAGCUUACCCGGGGAUUCGGGCAUUCACUGGAGGUGGUUCUUCCGACAAAUGCCGUCGAGCGACUGCCCAAAUAACCUGCAAGAAGUGGCGCUUGUGGAAAGUGGAGGGUACGGCCUCGCUCGUGAUUCGUUCUUGAAAUUGAUACGGCUAAAGAGCCUUUUUUCUUACAACUCAAAGGAUUUCGAGAAGUUCCAACUGGUUGACCCAACUCAUCAGGACGACCGGAGGUACAUGGACGAUGCCAUGACGUUGAUAUCUAAAGUGGUGAAUCGAGCAAGGUCCAGAGAACAUGCGGCGGAGCACAUUGAAAUUCUUGAAGCGUCUCGAAGUUUCUCAUGUCUAUCGCACUACAUCCAAAGCUUCGCAGCUCUCCGGACCUUCGCCUUCGACUUUCGCAAAGAAUUGGUCCCCGAGCACCGCUGCUUUUACAAUGCUGUGGUUUUGUCCCUAUGCGUCCAUGCCGAAACUCUGACAGCGUUGCACCUUGGAGGAGCGUACAGUGCCUUCCACAACCUUGCACCUCCAAUCAACUUCAGCGCGUUAACGAACUUGAAGCACCUCAGGACCCCUGUUCUUUUCUUCCUCGGAUUUCCAAUUUCCUCAAGUGCCACCUCCUUACCAGACCACCUCAUGCGCGAACGAUUUCCCCCUAGCCUCGAGAAGCUGGUCCUCUUGGUAUACAAAGACGAGGAGCAUCAAAUCCUUUCGCAACUGAAGCAUUACUUUGGAACCGAUCCUCCAAUCGUACCAAACCUACAGCAUCUUGACAUCCACUGCCAUGCGCCUGAAGCGAUGUACGCGUGGCUCCAAGAUCCAGUCCAGCGACGCCACAUCAACCUGCGCAUCUUCCGCAAACUCAAGACUAAUGACGAGGAGCUAUUCAUUACACCGUUCGUCAACACGGUCGAAGGCUUCCAUCAAGAGAUCUCCGAGGUCCAAAUCAAGAUAACGCCUCCUGUAUCGAGAUUGCAACUUGAGGAUUUGAUGCCCGUGGAAGAGUACGAGCCAGAUGCUGAGGCCAUUGUUCCCAUUUUUGAAGAAGCGAUUGGACACUACAUGUCAUAA